UUGGAAAAAUAUAAAAGAUUCUCAAGACGAGAAAAUAAUGAUGAAAUAUGUAAAGUAUGCUCAUAAAUUUUGCAUUAGCGAAUUGUCAGUUUAUGCAAUUACUUCUUGUACAUAUUUUGGCGAAUUUUUAUUAAUUUACUUUACAAAUUCAUCGGGCAAAAGAAUAUUGUUAAUACCAGCAACAUAUCCUUUUGAUAUCAAUCCUUUACCACUUUUUAUAGUUGCAUCAAUUUUUCAAUCUGUUCUAUUUGGAUGUUGGACUUGUGCUAAUGCUUUGUCUGAAACUUUACUUGCAACAUUGAUAUUUCAUCUUGUGGGUAGGAUUGAAAUUUUACGGAAUGAAAUCGGAAACAUUUCUUUUCCUCCAAAGACAGUAAACAGCAAACGUUAUUUAAUAGAUUUUAUUAAAAAAAUUGUAAACCAACACAGGAAACUUAUAAUUAUAAGUCAAAAAAUUGAAGCCAUCUACAGUUAUAUUUGCUUAAUUCAAUUUUUCACAAGUACUAUCACGUUAUGUCUUGCCGGAUAUUUAAUCAUUACUGUGGAUGAAUUGGAUUUAGUUUUAAUACUAAAGUACAUUUCUUUUAUACUUCUUAUGUUACUUCAGUCUUUUGCUAUCUGUUGUUGUGGAGAAAUUUUAUUAACUAAGAGCUCAAGUAUUCCUCAAAGUAUAAGCGAUUGUUCGUGGUAUGAGACAUCGCCAGAAAACAUUAAGCUCUUACUAAUGAUUAUUAUGAGAACACAAAAGCCAAUGAUGCUGACGGUUGGAAAAUUUACUGAAUUGUCUCUUAGAGGUUUUACAAAAAUUUUGCAGACAUCUGUUUCAUAUUUGUCUGUACUGCGAACAGCAUAUUAAUGAUGCAGAAACAUGUGUCCGUACUUUGUCAGCCUUUCAAGAAACUAGAGUAUUUUUCUAUAGAAAUGUUUUAGGAUAAUAUUUAACUUGAUAUUCACCCGAGUUUGAGUUUGGUGUAUAAAAAACUAAUUUGAGUAAUAAGGUUAAAAUAUGAUAAACAAAUAAGUUUGUCGCCAAU
Leptopilina boulardi is the source of this 1034-nucleotide messenger RNA. RefSeq names its product odorant receptor 47a-like. The transcript is spliced from 5 exons. NCBI's taxonomy places the organism in Eukaryota, Metazoa, Arthropoda, Insecta, Hymenoptera, Figitidae. The record is from RefSeq and is a predicted model, not a curated record. Gene Ontology annotation, cellular component: plasma membrane. Gene Ontology annotation, biological process: detection of chemical stimulus involved in sensory perception of smell; sensory perception of smell. Gene Ontology annotation, molecular function: olfactory receptor activity; odorant binding. The coding region runs from base 38 to 856 and encodes 272 amino acids.